AUGAAGUGUUCAGUGAAACAGGAGCUUCGACCAGUGUCCUACUAUUUCAAGGCAGCAACGAGUCUCUUGCACUCGCAGAAACAAGCCCUUUCCGGCAAAUGGAGUUUUGUGGAAAAGGCCUACCUCGGUCAAUUCUUCAUGUGGCUUUGGCGGCUCCCGGAGAGGCUGAGAGUUGCUCAGCACCAGCGCUUGACACUGCGCGGUGCGAAGAUCUUGCGGUGGGAGUGCGAUACUCCCCUGGCUCGGGAGAUGGCAGCGUAUCCGGAGGCAGCUGACUUCUUGAGCUUCUGCUUGGAGAGAAGUGGAGAUUUCUCGAAGCGAGACUGGCUUGCAUCUUUGACGCUGUUGACAGUGCGAAAGCGCUUCAGCACAUCAUUGCCGCAGUUCCAGGAGUACAGUCAGCUGCUGGUCUCGAAGGCAGACGUACAUUUUCAGGAUAGCGUGCACCUUCUGCUCCACCGAUAUGGCGUUCUGGGCUACGCUCCGGCGGUGUGGAGGCUGCUUCCACUCAUGGCGGCUCGCAUACCUCUUAUGACACCGAAGCAGUUGGCGCUCUGUGCUUGGGGCCUUGGGCAGCCUGCCAGGCGAACAUUGGUCCACGACGACCAGGCCUGGACUUCUCUUGGCGCUGCUCUCUGUGACCGGGCCCAGGAGUUCUUGCUGGCAGACUUGGCAAUGUAUGCUUGGGGCUGGGCAGCAGUUGACCGUGUUUCACCUUCCGAAGUUGUGGUGCUGAAGCAAUCAGUCCGGAAUUUGCUCUUUGGGCAGAGUCUGCCUGAGUCGAGCCACAACCUCUGCAUUUUGCUGAAAGCACUUGGCAAGCUGACGCCCGACGACCGGCGAUUCCUUGAGUGGCUUCUGUUGCUCAUGCUGGAGGCGAUGGAGACGCGCUCCAUUUCUUUUGCAGCACAGGGCCUCACGAGUAUUUGGGCGGCUCUAGGCAUGCUGAAAUGGCGGCCGGAGGAACGCAUGCUGGAAGUCCUUUGCGAGGAGUCUCGGCGAUUGCGCCUGGACCACACCUUCAAUCAGGACAUGGCAGCAGAGCUCGCAAAGGCUCUUUUGAUUCUGGACGUGGACGAUGCCAGGCCCGUGUAUCAAGUGGCCGACUAUGUUGCGAGGCGGGGUCUUUCCCUUCGAGCUGACACCCUGUUGGUGCUUGCGGAAUUCUUUGCGGCGCGGGGGGUUAGCCACGACCUGGCAUGGAAGAGAUUGGGCGUGCGUGCUCAGCAGCGUGGGGUCGACCUUCGUCUGCAUGAUAUCGACCGCCUGGUGGCAGCCUUCCGCCGUGCAGGGCGAGGCAAUCAAAGGAUCUACGGCAUGCUGUAUGGCUUCGUGGCACAGGAGCUCGAGCAAGUCAUGCCGGAACUGGUCCGAAGUCACAAGGAUCGCAAGCAUGUGGUGUAUCAAGACCUCAUAGCACUCCUCACCUUGGCAUCGCAGGUUCAGCAGGAUCGCCUGGCUGCGCAUGAGGCUCGGGCACGCGAGCGGGCCCAGAAGCUCAAAGAUCAGGACAAUCGCUUGCAGACAUUACUUGUGCAGACCAGCCAAGCCUUCUCGGUGAGUCGGUCCCCAAAGGUGCGCAGCUUCUUGAAUCCAUGCUUGGUACUGUUGUCCUUCGUAAGUCGUGCCACAGCUCCUCUGUCCAUAUGUCCACAGCUUCUCAUGACAGAUGGUUUUGCCGAGGAUGAGGGUCCAGGCUGUCAGGAAGCGGAGGAAGUUAGCGACGCAUUGUUCAGCGUCGCCUCGGAUGCUGCAGCUUCGGGCGUUCCCCGGGUGAUGUGCUGCGAGGCCGACGGUUCUCUUCCGGAGGACAUCUAUUCCUUCCUUGGGGGAAGGAGCAGGCUGGUGGAGCCUGUCCUGCACGGCCAUCGAAGCUUCAUAGGAUGUUAUGGCAGUCCUGCCCUUGGCCUGCCUGUGUUGAAUUCACUCCUGCGGCCAGCGUCCUGCGACAUGAUGACGGGUGCUGCGCAUUUGGCACCGCAGCGGCUGUUGCGUCUUGGAGUGUCUUUGCUUGAGUGCUGCGAGGACGAGCAGCCACAGUGGCGCGAUUCCAUAGCUGAGAAGCUAUUUGAUCCGUUUGCAUUGGCUGACAAUGCACUGCUUUGCACCAGCGAGCCGCUGAAGCAGUGCUUGGACCGGGUGGAUGAAUGCUUGUACCGUAGAUCAAGAGAUGCAGGCCAGCCUGGCACAAGCCACUUUAUCCUGGAGCUGACAGCUGCCCACGCGAAUGAGAUGGGCGCGCUGACCGUGGUUUUCCUGGCCUCGCUGGCCUCCGCCGGCUUGCCCAGGACCGCUCAGGCACCUGAGCCCUUGCGCCGACAUGCCGAGAGUUUGAGACAGAUUUCCAUGGUUAUCAACCGCCCAAGAACGGGCUUUGGCCUGACAUCAGUUACAGGUUCCAGCCUGGAUCCUGGAGCCACCCUGCUGCUCCUGACGCCAAAACCUGCGGCAUCAAUGCACGAGUCCCUGGCAGCGAACAUCGCUGCUAGGUGUCUCAAGUUGCAAGAGGAAGCAGCUGCCACGAAACCCGAAGGAGGCCCGGGCAUCACCAUCAGCCCGGCCCUGGCAGUGUACAAGCAGAGCGUGUGGCCCAAACGGGAAUCUGCAAGUGGCCCUUCACUGGUGGCAUCGCAAGAGGCAGUCCAGACUUCAACGGGCCCUCUGCACCGCAUCGUAUCACAAACCCCGGCGACACCACGGGCGAUAGAGACCUCAAUGUGGCAAAGGAUCACAGACUGGGAGAGCUUCAAUGUGGAUACCUGGAUAAAGGAUGCACAGAAAAAUGGCCGUAGCGAGGCCGAGAAGGUGUCCGACUUGACCAAGAUGGUCGGGCAGAUGCAAGCCCUAAUUCGUACAAUGGCGGGCCAUUUGAAGGUGUCUGCCACGCCAAUUAGUAGCAGCUUUCGACAGCGUGUCGACGCAUCGAGCGUGGAUGCCACAUCGCCCCGGGUGGCACUCAACAGCCCCUAUGCCACACCAUCUCGGCAGAUUCACAACAUGCCGCUUCAUGCGCUGGCUUCCACUGGUAAUCUGGCUGCGUGCUCUCCGAGACAUCCACAGUCACUGAGCGGUGAGGAGCACGCAUCUCCAUUGACGCGCAGCUGCUCUGCAAACUACCCUGUAGGCUCUGUCUUGUCGCACAAGGGCAGCGGCCUUCUGAGCAUUGUGGGCGAGGUCCAGUCGCCUGUCGCGAUCAAGAGGGACCUGUCUCCUGCGGAGGUUCGCCAUGUGCAGUCGCUGGCACCGCCACCCAAAGCGAACCAGCAGAGCCGCAGCUCCGCUCCCUACUGGAUGAGUCCGUGGCAGUCUGCUGCUGUCCUGCAGCAGCCACUGCAACAGCCGGCACCAGUGUCCGUUGCAGCGGAAAGCCACGUUCUGCAUUCGCCGAGGACUUGUGCUCAGCAACAAGGUGUGAUUCUUCGUUCGGGGGUUUGUUCGAGUCUUCUGUUCCAACUCCUUGAUGCCAGUGAUUUUCUUUGA
Molecule: messenger RNA, 3480 nt
Organism: Symbiodinium necroappetens
Lineage: Eukaryota; Dinophyceae; Suessiales; Symbiodiniaceae
Source: the annotation of a GenBank genome assembly